Molecule: messenger RNA, 3168 nt
Organism: Cicer arietinum (chickpea)
Lineage: Eukaryota; Viridiplantae; Streptophyta; Magnoliopsida; Fabales; Fabaceae
Source: RefSeq, a predicted model, not a curated record
AGAAAAAAGGUCGGGGUCACUUUUAACUUGUAAGUUGUAUGAGAAACAAAUCGUAGUCGAACGGAAGUGGCCGGAAAACGCAGGUAGACUUGGUCGUUGUAGAAAGUAACUCCGCCAGAAACAAUACCAUGACAAAGCGCAAAAGGUUGAAUGCUGUUCGAAAAAGUGGCAAAUCACAAGCUAAAAAGCAAUUAAUUGAUAGCUCUAAUGGUGUCAAUCAGAACAACCACAACAUAAAUGAAGAGUGUGCACAAUUUGGAGUAGAUACAAGAGAGAAUCUAAUGGUAGCAAGCCUUAAUUACCAAAAUGACCUAUCACAAUCAGAACAACAAAUAGAAGUGGGAAGUCAUGUUGAAUCUCGUAUAUCUUUUGGUAGAAUGCGUAAUAUUUUACCUGAAGACACCAUUUCUAGGCGCAAAAGGUCAAAUGUUGUUCGAAAAAGUGACAAAUCACAAGCUAAAGAACAACAGUUAAUUGAUAGCUCUAAUGAAGUCAACCAAAACAACCACAGUAAAAUUGAAGAGUUUGCACAAUUUGAAGGAGUAGAUACGAGAGAGAAUCUAAUGUUAGCAAGUCUGAAUCACCAAAACAACGAAUCACAAUCAAAACAACAAAUACAAGCGGGAAGUCAUGUUGAAUGUCCUCUUUCUUUUGGUAGAAUGGGUAAAAGUUUACCUAAAGAUACCAUGGGGAGGAGCAAAAGGUUGAAUGUUGUACGGAAAAGUGGCAAAGCACAAGCUAAGGAGCAAUUAAUUGAUAGCUCUAAUGAAAUCAACCAAAACAAACCCAAUGUAUAUGAAAAGUGUGCACAAUUUGGAGUAGAUACAAGAGAGAAUCUAAUGUUAGCAAGUCUGUGUCGCCAAAAUGAUGAAUCUCAAUCGGAACAACAAAUACAAAUGGGACGUCAUGUUGAAUAUCCUAUUUCUUUUGGUAAAAGUUUACCCAAAGAUACCAUGCGGAGGAGCAAAAGGUUGAACGUUGUUCAAAAAAGUUGCACAUUACAAGCUAAAGAUCAAUUAAUUGAUAGGUCUAAUGAAGUCAACCAAAACUUCCAAUUUGCUAAUGAAAAAUGUGGACAAUUUGGAGGAGUUACAAGAGAGAGUUUAAUGGCAGCAAGUGUGAAUCACCAAAAUGAAGAAUCACAACCGGAGCAGCAAAUACAAGUGGGAAGUUGUGAUGAAUAUCCUAUUUCUUUUGGUAGAAUGGAUAAAAGAUUACCUCAAGAUACCAUGGGGAGGCACAAAAGGUUGAAUGCUGUUCGAAAAAGUGGGAAAGCACAAGCUAGUAAGAAAUUAAUUGAUAGCUCUAAUGAACUCAACCAAAACAACCACAACAUAAAUGAAAAGCGUGCACAAUCUGGAGGAGUAUCUACAAGAGGGAAUCUAAUGGUAGCAAGUCUUUAUCACCAAAAUGACCAAUCACAAUCAGAACAAGUACAAGUGGGAAGUCAUAUGGAAUCUCCUAUUUCUUUUGCUAGAAUGAAUAAAAGUUUACCUAAAGAUACCAUGGAGAGGCAGAAAAGGUUGAAUGAUGUUCAAAAAAGUAGCAAAUCACAAGCCGAAAAGCAAUUAAUUGAUAGCUCUAUUGAAGUCAACCAAAACAAUCACAAAAUAAAUGAGUGUGCACAAUUUGGAGGUGGAGAUACAAGAGGAAAUCUAAUGGUAGCAAGUCUUAAUCACCAAAAUCGCCAAUCACAAUCAGAACAACAAAUACCAAUGGAAAGUCAUGUUGAAUCUCCUAUUUCUUCUGGUAGAUUGAAUAAAAGUUUACGUAAAGGUGAAAAGAGGGUAAGAGGUUAUACCCGAAUGUCGGAUGUGUGGAAUUUACCGGAUGGAGAAUUCAUACUUGUUGAAGUAGAUCCUUUAGGUAAUCCUAUUGGGUUUGAAGGAAAAAAACUUUUAAAUGCAAUGGGCUGCUUGGUAAGGAAGCACCAAUAUGCUCCUAUCAAUAUUCUUAACUGGAAAGACAUGCCAGAGUUCUACAUAACUAAUAUGCUUGAAUUGAUACAGAGUAAGUUUCAAUUUGUUCCUAAAUUGACUGAGCAAACAAAGCAAAUACUAAAAGAUAACUUGAGUUCUAAGUGGAGGCAAUUCAAGCAUGAUUUGAAAGCAAAGGGAUAUGAUGAAAACAAGACUGAGGAAGAAAUGGCUGCUAGCAUCCCUGAUAAAAGAGUUGAUCCUUCUCAAUAUCGUGCUUUAGUACAUCAUUGGUGUUCCAAGAAGGGACAGAAAAUAAGUAACAUCAACAAAAGGAAUCGCUCAAAAUAUGAGGAUUUACACUGCAUGGGAACCAAGAAUCUUCCAAGGUUCAUUCACGAGACAACAAAGGCGAACGGAGUACAACCUUCACGAGCUCAAAUUUAUAUUGACACUCGUACUCGUAAAGAUGGGAGUAUUGUGACCGAGAAGGCAGCUCAUGUGAUUGGUGAAUUAAAGAAGCAUAUGGCGGAGGCAACAAGUUCACAAACUCCUCAAACGAUUCAAGAAUCUACAAAUUGGGAGAAUGAUGUGUACUCAAAAGUAAAAGGGUCCGAAAGGAGAGGAACUGUGCGUUGUCUUGGCAAGGUUCCACGUCAUUCAAAUGCUUCAUCAUCUCAAAGCUCUAAUGUAGAGAAUAGGCUCCAUAAAUUAGAAAAUUUGCUUGGAAAUCUUGUUUCUGUUCUUCAAACACGAUUCUCAGCAGAUCAACAAAUUAACGAUGUUUUGCAAGCUAUAGCACAAGAGGUACCUGAUGCUCCAAGUACGCCAAAUGAUUCCAUGAGUAACGAUCAGCAAACUGCAAGUGACAGCAAUUGAAUAAAAUUGAUACUGGAACAAGGUUUUGAUAUAGGGACAUGAUGGUGUGAUGACAUGUGAAUGCUAUGAUGUUGUGAAUUUGUAUGUCAGUCCUAUAUGGAGGAAGUACUCAAUUUGAUCAGAGUUAUUAACAGAUCUAGCAUUUGUUCAGAUGUAUAUUUAUUGGCAUCCUAGAUUUCCUAAGUAAUAGUUUACUUGAUUCUGAGCCUUACGUACUAAUUAAACAUUGUCUACACUUGAUACUGUUGUAUUCGUAAGGAAUAGGAAGUUGGAGAUGGAUAGUAAGUAACUUCUCAUGUAUAAGAAUCUUUUGAUAACUGGUUUUCAUUGGUUGUAACUGGAUUUCAUAUAAAGGUAACUCAGUUGAAAGAUA